AAAUAUACUGUGUACAUGACAGUGACGAUCUGUACCCCAGUAUAGCACACCAUUGUGUCUACAGAGUGUGUAUAGCCGUAGAUGCCAAGUAGAGCUUUGUAGGCUUACUCAAUUCGUCAAAAUGAGGAGGGAGAGUAACCCAUGACAGACAGUAUUGGCUAGGGAACAUGGAAAAGGUUUGAGAUGAGCAAAGGGAAGGACCAAAAUAGGCUACCGAAGGGAAAUGAAGUUGUUAUGAGGAAACCCAUGCAAGGCCAACGUUGAUGUCAUGCCACCUCUGGCUAUCCAACUUUUGAAAAAUCCUGUAGGAAUGAGCAGUCCAGCUACGAAUGUCCUGGAUGGAUCCUCCCGUACCCUCUAAUUGGUGUUUUUUGUGAAGGACGUUGGGUUUUGGUGAGGACAGAUUCAAUGAGGGGGUAGUCUAUGUUUUGAAGAAGGCUGCACUUACAAUUCGUAUCAAACCAGCAACUUGCCAGGUUGCUUGUGUUUGAUGAGUUGGUGCAACGUGAUUGAGGACGACAGAACUAGCUCUGUGCACGAUUGCCAGUGGAGUUCUGUUGAUUAGACUUGUCACCUCCUUAUCCUCAUUACAGCGGGCAAGAAUAAUGGCUGAAUGAAUGCAUAUUAAAGAAUUUGGAGUUCUUCUAUUUGCUGGACGUAGAUAAGUAUUUAGUGUUUUAAUUCAUGUGGGACAUUAAAGAAAGUUGGAUGUAAUCUUCUUGGUGUUGUAUGAAGAUCAUAUUGGUUCCUCAAGGAUCUCUAUCAAAUUACAUCAGAGAGAAUUCAUCUGUAUGUGGAUAGCAAUGAUUCCAAGUGAACGAACAGCACUGAACCAUCACUUACUAGAUUUCAAGGAACUUUGCCUACCAGGAAGAUUUUACUGAUUUUGUCACCAGUUUGUUCAGCAUUCUUCACCAGGAUCUGAAUCUUUUCCUGCUAGUUUUAAAAUAUCUUUGCGGAAUUUAAUCAGAAUUGAAGGAGAAAUUGAAUAUCAUAUUAGUUCCUUUCUUGGAUACUCUUAGAUACUUGGAAAUUCUGUAUCAACUCAACAAUCAUCAUGCCAAUUGGAAAAUGGGCAGUUACCUUGAAGAAUCCCUUCAAGAAACUGAAAAUGGAUAUAAAUGUACCAAACAUCAUUGAAGAAUUCUCUUCAGUACAUAUGCUGGCAUUGUGGGGAGUAUGGUGUUGGAUGCGGAAAAAGGAUCGUAUGUCUUUUGAGAAGCAUGGGAAUGGUAUGGCACCAACAUUCUGCAGGCCAGAUGAUCUUGAGGAGCCAGCCAUUCAUAUCAGCAAAUUUGAGAGUCAUGUGAUUGCCAACCAUGCCAAUAGUGAUGGAGGAUUUGCAGCUGAAUAUGAGGAGAUCCAGCGUGUGCCUACAUCAUUCCCAGCAACAUUCAGCACGGACCCUGAAACUAAACACAAAAACAGAUAUACAAACAUUGUAGCAUAUGAUUCAUCGCGUGUGUUGUUACAACCAAUCCCUGGUGUUCCUAACUCAGACUACAUCAAUGCAAAUUAUAUAGAUGGAUUCAACAGGCAAAAGGCAUACAUAGCCACUCAAGGUGCAUUGAAGACUACAUUUGAUGACUUUUGGCGCAUGGUGUGGGAGCAGAAAUCAGUUGUCAUUGUUAUGAUUACAAAGCUAGAGGAAAGAGGAAGGAGGAAAUGUGAUCGUUACUGGCCUGCAAAGGGAACUCCAGAGAGGUACAAUGAAAUAGAAGUCACAUUAGAAUUGAAGGAGAAGUUUGCCAGUUACACACUAAGAACAUUCCUGCUCAAGCAUCGACACAAAAAAACCCAAGAAAAUUUUGCACAUGGUAAGGUACCGGAGAGAAGGGUCUACCACUUCCAUUACACAGACUGGCCUGAUCAUGGCGUCCCUCCCUACACACUCCCAGUGCUGUCCUUCAUCCAGCGUUCAUCGGCUGCUAAUCCUCCGGAUGCUGGACCAAUCAUUGUCCAUUGCAGUGCUGGGGUAGGUAGAACAGGCACUUACAUUGUGAUUGACACCAUGUUAAAACAGAUGCAAGCUGAGGAGAAAGUCAAUGUCUUUGGAUUCCUCAAGAGAAUAAGAACCCAGAGGAAUUACUUGGUACAGACAGAGGAACAAUACGUAUUCAUUCAUGAUGUCCUACUGGAGUGGUUGAGAGCAGGUAAUACAGUAGUUAAAUCAACAGAGCUCAGACAGUACGUGGAUAGAAUGACGUUACCUGAUGAAGUUGGAAGGAUUGUCCUGGAUGAGCAGUUCAAUCUUAUAAUGAAAAUGAAGCCCAGAGAUUACGAGUUCAACAAGGCAAGACAGAGUAAACACAAGAAUAGAGAAAUGGAGCUUAUUCCAGUUGAGAGGAGUCGAGUACCUAUCUCAGGAGUACCUGGUGUGGAUGGUUAUAUCAAUGCUUCAUUCUUACAGGGAUACCGACGUCAGAAUGAGUACAUCGUGACCCAGUAUCCAUCCUUGGACACCAUGGAAGACUUUUGGAAGAUGCUUUGGGAACAUAAUUCUACCACCAUCGUCACCCUGACUGACGAUCAGAAGGUCCAGGUGAAGGAAGAUGAACCUAUCUACUGGCCAACCAAUGUAGAUGAACCCUUGACCCUUGGAGCAUUGACUAUCACACUGUGUGAGGAGGAACACUCUAAUAUCUCCUUUAUUACAAGAGAAUUCUUGGUCCAGUCAUCACAGGAUGAUGAUCAGCUUAAUGUGAGGCAGUAUCACUGUAGCUAUUGGCCAGACUGUUGCUCUCCGCUUCAUACAGCCUUUGAUCUGAUCUAUGCAGUUCAGAAGAGGAAUGAGUUCCUAGAGAGAUCCAACAAGGACACUGUUGGACCCAUCACAGUCCAUGAUAGGAAUGGAGGUUGCCAGGCAGGGACAUUCUGUGCUCUAUCAACCCUACAUCAAGAGAUGGUCCAUGAAGAAGCAGUAGACAUCUAUAAGACAGUCAAACUGUAUGCAGCAAAGAGACCUAAUCUUAUCCCAUCAAAGGAGGACUACUAUUAUCUCUUCAAGGCACUCCAGAGUUGCCAUUCUGCAGAGCUUCAGAUCAGGAGUCUCCGACGUCAGGGAUCACGUAGAGGAAUCUUGGAUGGACCGACCGCACCUAAUGGACGAGAAUGGAACUUUCUCAGGAGCCCAGGACAUGUAGAUCCAGGCAGCAUGCGACUAUCAGAUUCAGUGCGUAAUAGCUCAUUGGACAGUGAUGGUUUUUAUCGGACUCGUAGUCAGACCAUGACAAGCGCAGGCCCGCAGCGUCAUGUUAGGCCCUCCAAGUUCUGGCAUCGGCGUACCAAGUCAGAAAAGCGGAAGCCGCUAAACCCACCCAAUGCCAAUGUAACCCGACGCAGCUCUCUAGCCACAACGCCAGGUGACCGCACUCCAAGCGAAUCACUGGGAGAGGUAUAUGAACUGAUCAAUGUAAGAUCCAAGGACUCGGCUCCGAACUCACCAACGAGUGAUGAAGAGUUUGUAUUGGUUAAUGAGAAGGGCAUGACCUCUGGGGAUCCUUUGGUCUCAUCUGAAAUCCAUGACUCAUCAGGAGAGGUCUCAAAUGGGAACAUUGAAGGGACAGAAGAGAAGGCAUUGAGAGGAAAGUCAAAGGAAACAGCGUACAGGCCGGUCUCUCAAUUAUGCGAUGAUGACAGGGAAUGUAUGGAUGUUGAUGGUGAUGAUGAUGGAGACGAUGACAUUCCUGCUAAUGAGUGUACACUCAAUGAGGAUUUGGACAACUUGAACAUGAAUGGUGAGAUGGUAAACUUGAAUGUGAAUGGUGCUAUAGACCUGUAUGAUGAGCCACAGGAUGUAGACAUGGACACAAACAUUUCAGAAUUCAAUGGAGAGGUGACCCCUCUUGACCUUCCUACAGAAGUCAUAAGUAAGCUCAGUGAGGAGAGUAAGCAUUAUCACAGUCAAGAAUCUGUAAACAGUGCACAGGAGACUGAACCUUUAAAUGCAGAUUCAUCAUCGUAGAACAUCUUACAGUUUUAACUUUCAGCUUUCAGUUGACUUUAUCACUUGACUUUGUGACACUUGAGAGGUGCCCCUUUGAAGAGAUUCCUUCAAUCAUAGCCAAAGCUGUACUUAGACCAAAUGGGAAAUUCAUUGUCAGUGUUAACACAUUACCAACUCUGAGCUUCAUUGUACAAUUAAAAGUAGCCCUUCUUAAUGGGGCUCUUGUUUAAAUGUCCUCAUUUCUACCACAUAUAUGAAAAGUAAGGUCUAUCCACUUCAUCAUGUGGACUGUGUGUAUGCAGCAUGUCCUCAGUAACUCAACACAAGGUUUCUGAGGGGUAUGUUUUUCUUAACAUACAUGAUGGAUUUGUCAUUUAAGUAUAGGAUAUGCCCUCAGUAUAUGUGCAAGUUCAUACCAAGAACUACCAUAAUUGGCUGACAUAGGUAAGAGGUCUUGUCAUCACUUGUGUAUGUAGGGUAUAGCCUCACAACCUUAUACUGUAAGUGUGUAUGUUUGGCUUGUCCUCAGUUUCAUACCCUUGUUGGUAUUUCCCAGCAAAUGACACUUAACUCUAUCAUAUACAGUAUUACCUAUAUUCAGCCUGUUGUGCAAGCUUCAUACUAUAUUGGACAAUACGCUUUCCCAGCUUGUGAAUAUGUACCAUUCCCACUAAGUGCUUGUUUUGAUUCUAUUUCUUUUUUGUAUAGACUUACUUGAUGUAAUAUAUAGAAAUUAUAAAUGAUGAAAUUCUUGGAUGUUGAUGCAUUUAGGUUGAGGAACAUGUUCUGGAUUGCUUGACUCAUAUGUUAUUGCUCUUGAAAAGAGACUAGUAGGUAUAAAAGAGGAUAUACUUAUAGUUCUAUAGGAACUGGAAAAUAAUUGGCCAAGUAGAAUUCAAAAGGGUAUUUCCAUAAUUUGAUUUUGAAGAUAAAAGGGGAAUCGAUAUUUAAAGAACAGUCAUAAUAUUGUCUUUGGCAUAAUAAUGUGCUCCAGUAAGUUUAUUUGAAUAACCCUAUGGUGAAAUUUGGAGGUAUUCAAAUAAUGUGAUCAUUGUUAUGAUGAGAAUCAUUUGCAGAGUAAUCAAUCAAUACACCAAAAAUAUUUUACUAGUUGGUAUUAUGUUUUUAAGAAAUAUAUGUGUUUACAUCAUUAAUAUGGUGUUUGUACAUGAAUAUAACACAAUGAGCUAUUUAAAGAUCAUUGGCAUCAAUUGAAUAUUAAGUAAAAUACUUUUGAUGGUUUAAAUGCAAUUACCCAUGCCAUUUUCAAGCAUAGAUGCUAUUUAAUUUGAGAUUUAAAGAAUUGGUGCUACUCUAUUUCUUUCUUACUUGCUAAUAAAUGUCUUAUAACAUCUCUGCCAUAGUGUUAAUUUCAUGAUGACUUUACCUCCUAUGUUUUGCAACUAAAUUUUGUUUGAAGGUAAAUCAUGUUAUGUUUAUGUUUGCCUUUGUUCUUGCCUAUGUUUGCACUUUGUUAACAAGCAGGUUUUUUUUUCUUCAUUUGAUUUCUUAUAGAUUCAAGAGGUGUUGGCUUUUUAAAAAAUAUUACCCUUAUAUGUCAUUGUUAUACUAGUUAUGUUCUUUCUUUCCUAUGGAGAUAUAAAUGCAAUAGAGCAAGUUUAGUUUGAGAUCAUUAAUUAAUACUACAAAGAGAUGUAGACUUUAAUUUAAGGUCAAUGGUGAGAACAGUUUAACACAUGCAGGUUAUAAGUGUGAAGAGUAUAGCCUUGAUAAUUCUUGGCGCAACAUAGCCCCCGCAACAAAGAUCACCAAGAGUUUUAGCAUUAGACAUGAACAGACAACAUUGCCCAACAUGUCAGCACACAUAUAUAUCAGUUAAAAUAACUAGAAAUUAUCAUAAUCAUUCUUAAGUUAAGAAAUUUUUGUCCAAAAUGACCCAGACAAAGUUAUGACCUCAUAUUCUACGCUUACAGCUUUUCACAGCCAGGAGAGAUGAAGAAAAAUUAUUUUGCCUGUUACAAUUCUGUUUCCUUAUAUCCCAUUGAGAUUGUACACAAUAUGUUUCCUUAUAUCCCAUUGAGAUUGUACACAAUAUGUUGCUGGGCUUUGCUAUACCAUGUAUGAACAGAGAUGGCUAUGCUAGUUAUAGGCAUGUACGUAUAUGUGUAUACUAAUGGAAUUAUUGAACAAAUGGUUUUAAUUCAUCCUAAAGUUCUCUAAUUACGCAUACCACUUGCUCACUUAUCAGUUUGUUUUGAUUAUGGAGAUCCUCAUAUCUUACUAAUAUGAUUCUUAUUCUAAACCAAUGAUGUGUAGGAUUCAUGUAUUGAGGUCUAUGUUUCAUAAGAGUUAUGAAUCAACUAUUAUAAAGCAAGGACCAAAUCUUGUAAACUUCUCAUCAACCUUAAGUGCUAGAAUUCUGUCAGCAUAUGCUCUCAGCAAAUCAUACAACACCAUUUCAAUUGAUUAUAAAAAUAAGCUUGUAACCUGUCAUUUACAGCAAUUUUUCUGAAUCAAAGAGAUCACUUGAACUUAUUUUAGAUGAGGCUUUAAUGAUUUUAGAAUGUGUCUAAUACUGUAUUCUUUCAUUAUACUCACUCAGAAUCACCAAAAUAAAUGUUGAUCUGCUCUGAGUAUAUUUCUCUCUUGCCUGGAUGUAUGAGACAAGCACAUGUAAUGACCAGUAGUUUGGCAUUUUUUUUUUUAAUACAAAAUCCAGGGUUCCAUUUUUUAAAGCCAUUUCAUUGUUUAAACAGGGUAAUAUAGCUACGUAGCACAUUUGUUUUUAAUGUUACCUUUAUAUGUUGAUGAUUUCAUGAAGAUUGUGUUCAUGCUUAUUUGUGCCCUGUUGAUAUUUAUUAAUCUAUGAAUAUUCAGUGUCAUUCCCAUGGCUUUAGAGAUUAUAUUAUUUUAUCAAAAAAAGUAAAAUAAAAUAUGUAUAACAAAAGAUGGACAGCUGUUUAAGUCUGUAAGUUUUAUUCCUCUCAUGGGUCAUUAUCCAUGUUAAACAAAAUAAAACUAAGAAACUCUUCUAUAUGUGAAAUGUGAAAAGGGUUGUAUUUUCUUUAGAAUAGUAUAAAUGUACUUUACUGCAUAAUGCCUUUGAUACCUUCAAAGCUAUUUUCACUUUAUGUUGGGUAUAUAUGUGAGGCACUUGGCUUCAUUUGUGUAAUUUGCUUCCAUGAAAUCAUAUAAUUGUGUGCUUUUUACAAUGCCAGUAGCUUACAUGUACCUAAAUCAUCCUUAUCAAUUACCCGCAGUCACUAUUAGCAGACUCUUUGUACGGCAGCUGUACAGAAAUAUAUUUCAAAGUGAUGAUUCUCUCUGUGUUGUGAAUGAUAAUCAUGAGAAGACGAUGUGCUGUACAGAAUAAGAUGCUAAGUUUUGUAAUCUUAUUGUAGAUUUGAGGUGCCAAACCAGAGUUAUAUUUGUACAGUUUAAUAAGCCAUCAGCUUUAUCUACGUCAUCUUAUACCAAUUGGUCUAUUCUCAGUUAGUCCGACAUCACUAUGUCUAAACUCAUAGUAUGUUAUUCUCAUGAUAUUAUAACAUGAACUCUAUGUUACCUUAGACCACACAUAUGGAGUGCGAAACCACUGUUUUCUUAAAAUCCAAACUGUUCUAUUCCUGCAGUGUAAAAUUUAACAACAUAUAUUUAUGAAGAAAUUAAACAAAAUAAAAAGAGUAGAAAUCAAUUUUCAUUAAUUCUAUAGUGCAUUCAAGUUUCAUUGAUAGGAUUGAAAAACAUGAAACCAUUCCAUUCUAUUGAAGUGUGGACUAAACGUUUUGAUUGUCUACUGUAGGUCCCAUUUCUUCUUGGUCUAAUACCUAGUUGGUAAACCACACACCUUACGACUUGUGGGUAAUUUGAAUUUUGAACAAAUGGUAUUUCGGAAUGUAUAAACAAUUAAAUCAUCUGAUGUGAUGUUUAAAGUAUCUUUAAGAAAGCAAACCCCCCAAAAAAAAUCAAACUUAAGAAAUUGCAAGCCAUCAGGUGUGAGUAAAGUCAAAAUUGCAUUCGAAUUGUAGCUAAUCAUAUGAUUGCUUUGAUAUCACAAUUAGGAAUUAGAUUUAAUUUUAUAUCUAAAAUGAGGAUAUAAAUAUGCAAGUCAAGUGUUGAUAUGAAGUUAAGAGAGUUGAAUCUUCAAUAUUUCAAUGUACUCAUCAAAUUUGGUAUCAUUUCAUUCUAAAAUUUGGUUGCAGACCAGUCAUAAGGUGUGUGUUGCUUUGAUUUUCAACUGGUGUAAGUAAUAAUAAUAAUGGUAUAUUUACCCAGGGUAGCCACUUCAGUUCUGAAAACAGUUCUCCCAGCAGGCCCAAAUUCCUCCAUUUUGUCUAAUAACCAAUUGGUUUAUUACCAUUUCAUCUAGUCAGAUAGACUACUAGUAUGUGGUGUUAGACCAAGUAGAUAUUAGCCAAAAUGAGUAAAGCCUACCUUGAGAUUAUAUGAAAUGGUUUAUCUUGGCUAUUAGACCAAGUUGUUAUUACAUAUAUCUAUUUGUUGAAGUCAUGUGAUAUGAGACAAACCGGACAUUAGAGAAAGUGCAAUUAGACCAAGUGGUAAUUCACUCUACUAUUUUGCAAACUUUCAGACACUACCCCAAACACAUUAUAGUCUUAUUAACCUCAGUCAAUGUGCAAGAAAGAUGACAUGCCAUUCUACAUACUUAUUGAAGGCAUUGAAAAUUAUACAAAGAGGCUGUUUGAUCCAACAUAUUUUGUAACAAUAUAGAGUUAAGUUAAAACCUAUUAAUACUAUGCAUCUAUCUAUACAUUCUUGUGACAUGAUCAGUAGAUAAGGUAACAUAGGUUGCAGGGGGAGGGUAUCCACCUAUUGAAAGGACAAAUUACAUUUAAAGAUCUGGAUAAUGUCACUAGCAAUUAAUCGGGGGGGGGGGGGUAAUAAAUUUAACCUCAAGAUAAUCAUAUCAAAGCAUGUUUUUUAAGAUGAAAGUGAAUAUUUGAUAGCAUAUUUCUCUAAAUUUCUUGAGAAACUUGUGGUUAUAAUCAUGAGGACAUGUGAUGAAAUAACUUUUAAGAAUUUUGUGAAAGAUAUGUAUUGAUGAUGCCUUAUCAGUGUGCAUCGCAUAUAUAAAUACCUUCAUCCUUACAUUGUAUAAGGUAUUUGAUGGCAUUUGCCAUAUUAAAAACAUUGAAACAGUGUUGCUUUGUAAAGUUACAUUUUAUCUUGCUUGAUAAGUCUUGUGAAGAAGCAAAUUUAAAAUUACUGGCCCAUAAGAUAUAAUGUAAAUUGGGCUGCUAAAUUUAUUGUAUGUGAUUGUCAUUUUUUUAGCACGAUGUGGCUGUCUUUAUAUAUGCUUCACAAAGAAAUAAAUGGAACAGUAUAUAAAUAUUGAA
Molecule: messenger RNA, 9264 nt
Organism: Lytechinus pictus (painted urchin)
Lineage: Eukaryota; Metazoa; Echinodermata; Echinoidea; Temnopleuroida; Toxopneustidae
Product: receptor-type tyrosine-protein phosphatase gamma-like
Exons: 19
Coding region: 1058-3964 (968 amino acids)
Biological process (GO): protein dephosphorylation
Molecular function (GO): protein tyrosine phosphatase activity
Source: RefSeq, a predicted model, not a curated record